Messenger RNA from Oncorhynchus nerka (sockeye salmon), 3971 nucleotides. RefSeq names its product transmembrane and coiled-coil domain protein 3-like. NCBI's taxonomy places the organism in Eukaryota, Metazoa, Chordata, Actinopteri, Salmoniformes, Salmonidae. Gene Ontology annotation, cellular component: endomembrane system. The transcript is spliced from 7 exons. Bases 225 to 1769 code for a protein of 514 amino acids. The record is from RefSeq and is a predicted model, not a curated record.
UUGAACUCAUCACCCUCGCGUUCGGCAGACCUUAAAGUGGGCGGUGUCGGAGUGCACGUUGUUUUCUUGUAUUUUAGGUCUUGGAAAGGAGAAACGAGAGUGGUCAGCUCAGUGUGUGAAGGGUUGGUCGACAUGGUGGGAGAGUACAGAUGAUGAAACAUUGAGAACGGAACACUAGACCGAUCAUAGUUCCUAAAACGGACCGCGAGGCGAACACGGUGAUUAUGCCCAGCGCAGCAGUGAGACGUUUAUCACAAGUCGAAAAAUACCUCAACAGCCGGAACGAUAUGGCGGAACGGAGCAGUGGCGAAGGGAACUCCCGGAACAUUCCGGAGUCGAUGCAUCACGGCAGCUUGGAGAACAACCUCGAUCUGGACCUGAGCGGCAUCCCAGACUCCCAACGCUACCUCGACUCCUCCCACCGCAGCCUAGAUUCCUCCUACCGCUCCCUGCCCCCCGGACUCAACAGCUUGCAGCAGAAGAUCCUCAGGGUGACAGAGCAACUGAAGAUUGAGAAGGAGUCACGGGACGACAAUGUGAUAGAGUACCUGAAACUGGUGAACAGUGUCGACAAGCAGCAGGUGGGGCGCAUCAAGCAUGUGUUUGAGAAGAAGAACCAGAAGUCAGCUCACAGCAUUGCCCACAUGCAGAAAAAGCUUGAGCAGUAUCAUAAGAAGAUGAAGGACAGCAGCGAGAAGGACGCCAGCUCCCAACACCACAGCAUCUCUAAAGAGAGCUCAAAGGACAUGCUAAGCCACACCGUGAGCAACGUGAGCAGUGGUAGUGGACGACACCCACUGGACAAGAUCAAGACAGUAGGGCCUGGCGUCUCGCUCUCGCCACCCUUCUUUUUCAGCAAGCCCCGGGACUUUGCCAACCUCAUCAGGAACAAGUUUGGCAGUGCCGACAACAUCGCUCACCUGAAGACCUACCUCGACACGCCCUCUCCCUUCCACUCUGAAGGAACAGGGCGGGCCUUGAGUGGGAGCGCCACCUUAGUGAGUGGGAAGACCCCUGCCGCCACGUCCACGCCCAAGUACACCAGCGAUGACGAGUGUUCCUCGGGCACGUCCCUGUCGGCGGACAGCAACGGGAACGCAAUGGCUCUGGGCGUUGGCCUGGGUCUAGAAGUGGGUGUCGGGGCGGUGAUGACCCCAGGGCAGAUCCUGGAGUCUGGGGACAGCCAGGAGAGGCUGGGCCUGACCACGGAAGAGGUUAGGGAGAUCAGGGAGGCCCAGGGGCAGCUGGAGGAGGACAUGGAGGGAUUCAAGACCCAGUUCAAGAAAGACUACAGCUUCAUCACCCAAACGCUGCAAGAGGAGAGAUACAGGUGUGAGCGGUUGGAGGACCAGCUGAAUGAUCUGACUGAGCUCCACCAGGCCGAGACAGCCGACCUGAAACAGGAGCUGGCCAGCAUUGAGGAGAGAGUGGCCUACCAAGCCUACGAGAGGGCUAGAGACAUACAGGAGGCCCUAGAGUCAUGCCAGACGCGGGUCUCUAAACUAGAGCUCCAGCAGCAGCAGCAACAAACCGUACAGCUUGAGUCCCGUGAUGCCAGGGUGCUUCUGGGUAAAAGUAUCAACAUCAUGCUCGCCAUCGUCACCGUGAUCCUUGUAUGCGUCUCCACGGCCGCCAAGUUCGCCGCACCCCUACUGCGGAGCCGUCGCCACGUGAUGGGCACCUUCCUGGGCAUGUGUCUGUUGGCGCUGUUCUGGAGGAACUGGGAGAAUCUACAGUGUGCUGUGGAGAGGGUCCUGGUGCCAGCCUGAGGGGGGACAAUAGUCUAAUGCUGUCCAUGUCACUCACUGCAACAAAUGAUCUAUGGACUGAUCUCAGAACUCCAACAAAACAGCCUAUUGAUGUAGUAAAAUGCAGAAGGUGCACAAUGCAAAAGAAGUCCGCUGGGGGGAAAUGGAGCUAGUGAAGCAUGGUCACUGACUGGUUAAUCGCAUCACCUAGAAUAACACUGAAUAUCAAGACAUUGUGGGGUGAAUGAACACACAAUGACUGACAUAACAACAGAAACGACAACCACACUGCUUAAGAAUGUUGUAAUCCUUGAUCAAUGCUGUUUCUUGCAAUUGUAAGGUUUAAUCGAUGCUCCCAGAAACAAGUCUUGCAGUGUUAAGUCCAUCAUGAGAGACUACUGACUUCAACAUAUAGGUUCUCCAUUGGUCAGAAGAGGGGAUGCUGUCCAGAACAUACUACAACAAAUAAUUUCCAGACAGUCAGAUCACGUGCAUAGUGCAGAAUAAUUGCGAUAGAGCAGGCAUGAUUGGGGAAAGAUGGGAGCUGGGUAAAGCAUGGUUACUAACUGUUCAUUAUACAGUAUAUUGCUGGAUCACAAUCUCCAAUGUCUCUGACAGGGUUGGUAGGUUGGUCACGGCACACAAUCAUCAGAGGGCACGGUUGCAUCACGGUUGUCUUACGGUCGCAGAGGUUCAUGGUUCUUCACCCUAUCCACGCCAUCAAUACACACACGCACACACACAACUCAGCCUUGAUGGGCGGCCCUCCCAACAUUCUACUACAGAGACUACAGUCCACAAUACAGGAGUCAGGGAGGUGGACAUCUUGUUUUGAUCUUUUAUGUCUUAAGGCUUAUGUCUUACAGCCAAUCCUCAUUCCUUCUUUAUUACCUUGCCUGCAGUCAGAAGUUUUCAGCCUUAUUUUACAACUGUUGAUGACUUGGUUAGUUUACUUCUUUUAUUGGAUACAUUUUAAAAGUGAAAUAUGUUUGAUUGUUUUGUUUUUUUAACAGCCACUUGUUUGUUUGUUUGUUUAUAGGAAAGGAUGUUCUCUGUUUCCCUCUAGAUGGAGAAAUGACGGGAUGCUGUCUGAAGGUUUGGGGGAUGUAAAAAAAAGAAUCAUAUAUAUAUUUUUUCAUAUAGAAACGUAUACAUACGAACAACAAAUUACAGACACAGCCAAACAAUGACUACAUCUCAUCUGCCCAGAAACAGCAUGCUCACACCCCCAUCCCUAGUGCCUGCAUUAUUGUUUGCCACCCUUCCUUAAAUUGCAUAAAUUUGUUUAUCUCAGUCGCCCCUACUAUUUCCAUAUUUCAAUAAUACCGAAUGCCAAUAGUUAUCAUUAAUAGAUAGAGAAAGUAUUUCUCGGAGAGGAGGAGGGACUGAUAAGGUUGAUUUGGCCAAUUGAUUGAUGUUUGUUGACCUUCUAGAGGAAGUAGUGGACUCUCUAUAACACUGUCAUAUGAGGCUUUGGGUUCUUUUACUGUUCCUCUGAAACACUUGUUCUGUUCCAGUGGGUGAUAGGCUAGCUAGCUACUCUAGUACAAUGAGAAGCAACUGAGCAUUGAGCAGCCUUACAUAUACCCCACAGUGGACAGAGGACCCUACAGGUUUGCUUCAAGUUAAGCCAUAAAAUGAGUAUAUUUUAUGGGACGUCUGGGGGGUCGACUAGUACGAGGACUAGUAUCUGUAUGUGGCAGAUGACAGACCAUAUCUAAUGUUUGUUUGUUGUAAUAACAUUUCCUCUAAUUUGUUUGUUUGUAUUGACCUAGUCACGCACAGACAGGGUUGUUGUUAUUUACCUGCUGCUGACUGUAUGUACAGUAUGAGAUUUGGGUAAUACUUUAUUUUACAGCACAGUUUAAGAUGGUUCUAGUGUUGCAAUACUCGGGUAACUUUCCCAAAAUGUCCAUGUUUUCCAUAAAUCCUGUUUUAUUAGGAUUCCCAAUUCUCUGCUUAUUCCCAUUUUGAUUCCAGGAAUCUUCCAACUGUGAAUUUGGGGAAAGUUACCGGAAUUUUGCAAUUAUUAUGUAAUUACCGUUUUAACAUUUUAAUUUCUAACUAUAGUACCUGCUAAACAGGGGGUACAGAGAUGAUUUAUGUUCCUCUGUUUUGAUACACCUGAAGAAUUUACCUGAACAUGGAUUAGAUUUAUUACAGUCUCUUAUUCAUCUACAGUGAACAUGGAUUAGAUUCAUUACAGUCUCUUAUUCAUCUACA